Molecule: messenger RNA, 4729 nt
Organism: Thecamonas trahens ATCC 50062
Lineage: Eukaryota; Apusomonadida; Apusomonadidae
Product: TKL protein kinase
Exons: 1
Coding region: 982-4641 (1219 amino acids)
Biological process (GO): protein phosphorylation
Molecular function (GO): protein kinase activity; ATP binding
Source: RefSeq, a predicted model, not a curated record
CGACUUCAAAUAAGCAUCUAUGUCGUCACAUAGUUUGCUAGAGAUGCUCUGGCUGGUGGUCAGUGUGGGACUCGUGGUCUCAUGCUGUGCUUCGUAUGGUCAUGGCUGGGCUCCGCUAGGUGGUGGUCUGGCAAGAACAAGUGACGCCUCAACUCGGUCGACAUCAACUCCGUCAAUGGCAUCGUCGUCGUCAACGGCAGAACCUCUGGUUCAUCUCCGCUGCUUCAGCUACUUUAACCUCAACACAGGCCCAGGAAGAGCUCUCAAUGCUGCUGUGGAUCGGUGGAACAGUCGGAUCAAUGCUACGUCGUCGAUCUCCUUCCACAAUCUGGGCGUUCCAGACUCGGCUGGCUACCUUCAUUGGGUUGAUGCCCUUGGCGCGCCGGACAUCAUCCCGUUCUACGGCUCUGGCGGCGAGCUGGACCUCAUGGACAAGGGUAAGUACGUCAAUCUCGACGAGAUCUGGGCCAAUGCCGCCUUUGAUGGCGAUGUGCUCGAGGCUGCUCGCACUGCUGUCACCGCCAAGACCCAUCCGUCGGUCUACGGCAUCCCGCUUGCAGGCGACACCCACGUCUGCGUCUACUCCAAGUCGCGAUGGGCCGCCGCAGGCCUCUCGCCGCCAGAGACGUGGUCGCAGCUCAAGGAGGUGUGCCAGGUCUGGACGGCGCUCGGGCGCCCGUGCAUUUCGCACGCCAUGCCUCGGUGGAUGGGCUUUCCACCCACAGUCUACUUUGACUAUCUCUUCAUCCGCAUGUAUGGCAACGAGGUCUACUCGCAGUUUAUGUCCGGCUCUGUGCCUUUUGGCGACCCCCGCAUUCUCGACGUCCUCGAUGUUCUCGCCGACGUCGCCGCCUUGUACAUGAGCGGCGAUCCCGCCACCGGCUACACCGACCUGUACUACGCCGAGUCGCUUGACGGGCCCCACACGGCCUUUUCUGCGGCUUUGAGGUUGCGUCCAUCAUUCCGCAGAUCCGCGGCUCCAUGGUCUCGUCGGACCUCGGUGCCUUUCGCUUCCCGGUCUACGACGGCCCAGUGAAGCACGCCGUGCCCGCCACUGCCCGCACAGACGGCGAGCUCGGUAUCAUCCAGAUCGCGGCUGUGCCCGCAAACUCUAUAUACCCUCACCACUCCCUGGAGUUUAUGGACUACAUUGCAUCACCGGAAGAGCAGGCUGUUGCCAGCUCCUUCUUCGGCAUCUCCGGCUACCCUGUUCGUCCCUCACUCGCCCACACUAUCGCUUCCGAGCGCGUCCGUGUCGGCUACAACGCCACUCUCUCGUCAGGCACUCUCUUGGAGCGCUCCAUGACCGUCACUGGUUUCCCCAGUGUCUUUGACGCCUGGAACGCCCUGCUACUCGAGGUCCAGUUGCAAAAUGACUCGGUCCUCGCCCGCAAUAUCUACACCGCCCGCCUGCCACAGAUCGAGGCCCUACGCCUUGCUGCUGUCCUCGCCCAGACCGCCGCGCCGACUGCCGACCCGCCGCCAGGCUCUUACACCAAGGUCUUUCUCGUCACACUCUCCACCCUCACCCCGGACGCCAUCAUCUUUUACACCACGGAUGGCACCACCCCCUCGCGCCGCUCGGCCGUCUUCUCGGAUGGCGUUCAGCUCGCGAUUGACGGCAACACCGUCAUCCGCGCGGUCGCUCUUGGUGAAGGACUACGACUUUCAAGCGAAGUCCGUGCAGAGUACCGACUCACGCUCCACCGCCCCGCGCCGCCGCUGGCGGUGGCGACCUCGGUCUCCGAGUCCAAGACCAUGCUCGCACUUGCGAUUGUGCUUCCGCUCGUUGCAACAGCCAUUAUCGCGGCGGUUAUCGUGGGCUGGGUCGUCUACCGCCGCAAGACAGUGACGUACCGGCUGGCGUCCGACUCGGACCUGGUCAUCGCCGAGGACGACAUUGCAGUGGGCGAGGCGGUGGGCAUCGGCUCAUUCGGCACGGUAUACACGGCACGGUGGCGGGCAACCGACGUGGCGGUGAAGCGGAUGCACAACCACGAGCUGAAGCCGGGCACGCUGCGCAAAUUUGUGGACGAGGCGACGAUGCUUGUCCGACUCCGGCAUCCCAACAUUGUGAUCUUCAUGGGUGUGACGAUCGAGCCGCCGGGCAUUGUGACCGAGUUUAUGGAUCGCGGGUCGAUGCACGAUGUGAUCCACAAUGCCGAGCUGUUCCUGCACCCGUCGAUGAUCUUCAAAUGGGCACACAACAUGGCACAAGGCCUGCACUUUCUGGCGCACGCUGGGGUGGUCCACGGUGACUUCAAGUCGCUCAACGUGCUGUUUGACGCAUCGUGGAUGCCCAAGAUUUGCGACUUUGGGCUUUCGUCUGUCCGGCCGACAGCGGCGCUAGUGCCAACCGCCAGCGCUGCAAUCGAGCAGUCUCGCCGGAUGAGCAAUCGAGUCGCGCCGUCCCAGUCGCUCUCAGUUGCUGCAGCGAGCGCGUCCAUCUCGCGGAUGCCGAUGUCUGCUCGCGUGGGCGCGGCGUCGCAUGGCAGCAUCUCCAUGGGAUCGAUGAGGCUACCCGCAACUUCCAUAUCGACUCGCGCCGCACCUACACCCCAAAUUGCCACUGCCACGACAGGCACGCUAUUCUGGACGGCACCCGAAGUGCUCGACGAGGGCGAGACCGCGCUGUCGACCGCCUCGGAUGCGUAUGCGCUCGGCAUCACCUUGUGGGAGCUCGCAUCGCGAGCCCAUGUCUUUGCUGGCGAGAAUCCGAUCGCUGUCGCGCUCGACGUCAUCAACGGUCGUCGGCCCGACCUCCAGCGCCUCCCUCCGUCGCUUUCCAAGCUGCGAGUCGUCAUGGCUGCGCUUUGGCGAGUUGAGGCAUCCGAUCGCAUGUCACUGACCCAGGCUGAGGCCGAGCUUGGGCGGCUGUACUCGACCGACGCACUCGUCUUCCCGACCACUACGCUCAACCCGUCCGGAACCGUCAUCGCGGUCCAUGUGACACUUGCCGGGUAUGCCAGGCGGUUGGUGAAUGACCCGGAUGCUGAGCACGAGCAGCUGACCACGCUCGACCUCAAAGUGCCCGAGCUGGCACGACUCGCCGGCGGGACAACAGUCUCGCACAAGCUCGGUGCGCUCACGCUCGUCUUUCACCAGCACACACAGCUGACGACGUUCAUCAACCUGAUGGUGGCGCAGACAAGCGAGGGAGCGCCGCAGCUGGCGAUGGUGGCUGCGCGGGCGGACAUCGCGACGUCCAAGGACGCGUUUGGGCAAAAGAGCCUGAGCGGCCCGGUGAUGGACGUACUGGCGGCGACGUGGGAGGUGUGCUUUGGCGGAUUUGCGCUGACAGAAGCCGGGCUCGACGAGGGCCAGCAGGGAAGUCGUGGGCUGUUUGCGCACGGGAUGUUUGUGGUCGGCGAUUUGCAUGCGGAUCUGACCGGGUUGGCUGCUGCCAAGUUCUCGCUCGUCCCGAUCGAGCCGUCGCGAAUGGUCAAAAGUAUGCACUCAUCCGGAGGCUCGCCGUCAACAUCAGCCCAUGCAACCACGUCCAGUGCUGGCGGAACGCAUGUCCACGGCCUAUUCUUAAUCGUGCCACUCCAUGUCCCGCUCGGCCUGAAUACCAUCGCGGACGCAAGCACGACCGAACGCAAUCUGUUGAGCACUACCCGCAAGAGCGCCACCCGAUCGGCUGUCACGCCGCUCGAAGUGUCGUCUUUGUCGUCAUCAUCGGCAGAAAACCCAGAGGGCGGAGAUUACCAGUUGCCCGAGUCAACGUUAUCGGUUGCGCUUGGCAGCCGGACGACUGUAGCGACGGUCAUGCCGGCAAUGCCGCCUCGUCCACAGCCGAGCUGCCAGUGGCUUGUUUCGCGCGAGAACAUCCGCGCCCUCCUCGCGCAAGGUGGCCGGUCGAUGCUGGGCUCAUACGCCAACGUCCACCAUGCGACUUGGCGCGACGAGCCGGUUGUUGUCAAGCUCCUCUUGGUCCAGCCGACCAACGUGUUGGACAUGGUCCGAAUUGCACGCGCUGCAGCAGCAGCCUUCCGGGUCUCGCUCGAGUGCCGGGGCGAGGCGCUCGGGCCGAUUGGGCUCUGCAUGGCUCCGCCAAUGUGCAGUGUCAUCUACCACCGCACCGGCGACGGAACGCUCGCCGACGCGCUCGGACAUACAGCGGACAACGACUGUGACGUCGACCUCGAGAUCCACGACAACAAGCGGACAAUCAUCCGCGAACUUGUCGGUGCCCUGCACACCCUCCACGAGCGCGGCUUGAGCGCGCAUGGCGCACUCAAGCCGUCCAACGUGCUGCUGGAGGUGCGCCGGCAACGGGUGCGGUCGAUCAUGCUCACCGACUUUGGCAUGGACGACCUGCGCAACAACAUGGGCACAAUGACCAUGGUGCCGUCGGCCGGCUACACCGCGCCCGAGGUUCUGUGUGGCGGCGAGGCGAGCGCCGCGUCGGACGUGUAUGUUGUCGGCACGCUCGUCUUUGAGAUCCUGACCGGACAAGCGGCGUUUGGUGGGAGCAAUGCCCUCGAGGUGGCGCACCGCAUUGUGUCGGGCUGGCGGCCAGACGUGGACCGCGCUGUGGCCAACGACGUCCUUGCAGACCUGAUUCGGCGAUGCUGGAACCGCGAAACGUCUGCACGCCCGUCAACAAUCCAAAUCAUUCAGGCGCUCGAUUGCGAGUAGCGAGGUCAGUCUUCGGCCUCGCCACGCAUCAGCCGGAGCACCCGCGAAUGGACUGUAAAGAUGAUGGCGGCACCGAUGCCGCACCGCA